Carassius gibelio (silver crucian carp) is the source of this 486-nucleotide messenger RNA. RefSeq names its product NADH:ubiquinone oxidoreductase subunit A6 (gene ndufa6). The transcript is spliced from 3 exons. Lineage: Eukaryota; Metazoa; Chordata; Actinopteri; Cypriniformes; Cyprinidae. The coding region runs from base 27 to 416 and encodes 129 amino acids. Gene Ontology annotation, biological process: response to oxidative stress. The record is from RefSeq and is a predicted model, not a curated record.
CAUGCGCAGAGCAGCAGCGCAGUUUAAUGAUGGCGUCCAGCGCAGCGACUCGCACCGGAGCCGCCGCCGUUAAAGCCGUUAAACCGAUCUUCAGCCGCGACCUGAGUGAAGCCAGGCGCAGGGCCCGAGAGCUCUACCGGGCCUGGUACCGAGAGGUGCCCAACACAGUGCACUCGUUCCAGCUGGACAUCACGCCGCAGCAGGGUCAUGAGAAGCUGAGGGAGAUGUUCGACAGGAACAGACACGUGACGGACCCCCGCGUCAUCGACCUGCUGGUCAUCAAGGGGAAGAUGGAGCUGGAGGAGACCAUCAACAUCUGGAAGCAGAAGACACACAUCAUGCGCUUCUUCCACGAGACCGAAUCCCAGCGUCCCAACGACUUCCUGUCCAAGUUCUACCACGGACACGACGCCUGACCCCUGACCCCGGAGUGUGUGGUGAUAUAUUCUUCUUCUGGACUGUAAAUAAACCCUGAUGCUGAAGCUC